This is a messenger RNA of Cladophialophora psammophila CBS 110553, 1374 nucleotides long. RefSeq names its product NADP-specific glutamate dehydrogenase. The record is from RefSeq and is a predicted model, not a curated record. The coding region runs from base 1 to 1374 and encodes 457 amino acids. Gene Ontology annotation, cellular component: cytosol. Lineage: Eukaryota; Fungi; Ascomycota; Eurotiomycetes; Chaetothyriales; Herpotrichiellaceae. The transcript has 4 exons. Gene Ontology annotation, molecular function: L-glutamate dehydrogenase (NADP+) activity.
AUGGCCAACCUUGCCUCCGAACCCGAGUUUGAACAAGCUUACAGAGAGCUUGUUUCUAGUCUCGAAAAUUCCUCGCUCUUUGAGAAGAAUCCAGAAUACAAGACAGCCCUCAAGGUCUGCUCCAUUCCCGAACGAAUCAUCCAAUUCCGAGUGGUCUGGGAGGACGACAAGGGCGAACUCCAAGUGAAUCGGGGCUUUCGUGUGCAGUUCAACUCGGCACUUGGCCCUUACAAAGGCGGUCUCCGAUUCCACCCUACUGUGAACCUUUCUGUCCUGAAGUUCCUGGGUUUCGAGCAAAUCUUCAAGAAUGCGCUUACUGGAUUGAACAUGGGAGGUGGGAAAGGUGGUGCAGACUUUGACCCCAAAGGUAAAUCAGACAAUGAGAUCCGAAGGUUCUGUUGUGCUUUUAUGAGCGAGCUCGGAAAACACAUCGGAGCGGAUACAGAUGUCCCCGCGGGUGACAUCGGUGUAUCCGGACGAGAAAUCGGGUGGCUGUUUGGACAGUACAAGAAACAAACAAAGUUGUGGGAAGGCGUUUUGACUGGAAAAGGAGGCAACUGGGGUGGCUCUCUCAUCCGGCCAGAAGCCACAGGCUACGGCGUCGUCUAUUACGUCGAGCACAUGAUCAAAUACGCUUCUGGUGGCACCGAGUCAUUCUCAGGCAAAAAAGUUGCCAUCUCUGGCUCUGGAAAUGUGGCUCAGUAUGCGGCCCUCAAAGUGAUUGAACUAGGCGGGACGGUUGUGUCUCUCAGCGACAGUCAAGGUGCCAUUAUCGCCACGACGUCUCAGGGUAUUGACCCCGAAAUGAUCGAGAUCAUUGCGAAACUCAAGGUGGACCGGAAACAGCUCUCUGAGGUUGCCCACACAUCCACAUUCAGCAGCAAGGUCAAGUAUAUCGACGGUGCUCGCCCGUGGCUGCAUGUGGGCCAAGUCGAUGUGGCUCUCCCCUCUGCGACGCAAAAUGAAGUGUCUGGUGAGGAGGCCGAAGGUCUAAUCGCAGCUGGGUGCAAAUACGUGGCCGAAGGAAGCAACAUGGGUUGCACAAAAGCUGCAAUCGACACCUUCGAGGCACAAAGAAACUUUAAAAAGGAGAAAUGGGUUUGGUACGCCCCAGGAAAGGCCGCCAAUGCUGGUGGUGUGGCUGUUUCAGGUCUCGAAAUGGCUCAGAACUCCGCACGCAUUAAGUGGACCGCCGAAGAGGUGGACGAGAAACUCAAGCUCAUCAUGAAGAACUGUUUCGAGAACGGGUUGCAGACCGCGAAGACAUAUGUCACUCCGAAGGAGGACGAGUUCCCUAGCUUGGUGGCUGGCAGCAACAUUGCAGGAUUUACCAAGGUCGCGGCAGCCAUGAAAGAUCAAGGCGACUGGUGGUAG